Sporothrix schenckii 1099-18 is the source of this 357-nucleotide messenger RNA. RefSeq lists its product as uncharacterized. The transcript has a single exon. Lineage: Eukaryota; Fungi; Ascomycota; Sordariomycetes; Ophiostomatales; Ophiostomataceae. The record is from RefSeq and is a predicted model, not a curated record. Bases 1 to 357 code for a protein of 118 amino acids.
AUGACUGCUAUCCCAUUUGGGCUGCAAGCUCUUUGGCGUUGCCUGGCAACCGCUCCUGUUUACCCCAGGCAGGUCCGUGUCCGACUGUCUCCACUUGCCGCUCCUGCUUUCUCUACCGGACCCAAGGGUAAGACAGUUCCUUCCUUUGGCAGAGACCUGGUAAACAACGGCAUCUGCAUCGACACUUUGCAAUUUCGACUUUCUUGCUUCAAUCAACAACCGACCAUCGACAACAGCCGCAACAACGACCACGACAACACGACGCCGCCGACAACAACAGCAACCACCACCGACCCGACGGGACGCACCCCUUUUCGCCAUCAACAACAUCAAUGGCCGCGCUUUCCUGAAUAUUGA